AUGGCGGACUUUGAAGAACAGGCACUAUCAUCCGUGCCAACGGCACCGAAGAUCUGGAAACGUUAUGUUGACGACACUUUUACCAUCUUAUAUCAGGGACCGCGGAGCAAGGUGAAAAGUGGGAGGGCUGACAAUUGAAAAUAAUUUUUUCAUAUUGAAAAUCGAAAAAAGGAAUAAAAUCAUAGUAUUUGAUUUGUUUCUGUCGCGUGACUUUGCACACUUUAUCCAGUAUUUGUUGCUCAUUAUAGGUCGGCAUUAGUGAUACCGAAAUUCUUCAUAGGAUUUUCAUUCCGUCCAGCAAAUGUGUUUGCGAUCUGUAUCACGUCGAAGCUUUCCGUUAAUUUCUUAUGACAAUUAAGUACUGUCAAGUUGCUGAAUCGCUGCUGUUUCACGUUCGAUCUCAGCCAUGUCUUUCAGAUUCAGGGCAAGAAAAGACGCGAUUACAAUUUUAGUAUAGAAAAUACUACACUGAAGUGAUCUAAAAAAUUUCUAACUAUGGCCGUUCACUGUUCAAAUAAUGUAAUUCUUCUUGCCAUCGAAUAUUUCAUUGAUUCGAAAGGAGAAAGACAAAAUAUAAAUCUUUUAUCAAAAUAACUACUCACCUUCGUUUGACUUGAAAAAGCUAGUAAUUUUCCUCAUUUCAUCUGAUAAAACUGAUAAAACACUCUGCCGGAGCUGGAAGUACAAAACACGCUGCUGAACGAAGCGAAGGGGUGGGCAAGGCAUAGCGUUUGAUCAAGGGGCAAGUCGGCCCCAGGGCACAAUUACCGCGAAAAGCACAGGAGCCCCACAAAAUGCCUGGCGUUUGAAAUUAAAGAAAAUACAGAGAAUAUAGCGGAAUAUAGACGGAAAAAACUUGUUUCAAGUCUUUUUUUUAUUUUAAUUAUUUUUCUUUUUAGUGCAAAAAGUGGGGGCGGAAGCGCAAAAAAGUGGUGGGGCCGCGGCCCUACCAGCCCCUCCCCCUCCGCGGUCCCUGUAUAUAAAACGGAAUGAUGUCGAAGACUUCCUAAAGCACCUUCAUACUCAACAACCAACCAUCUCUUUUACAAUGGAGACUGAGAAUGACAACACAAUUCCCUUUCUUGACACAUUGGUCAUAAAAGAUUCAGAAGGCCGCCUCACUACAAGUGCUUACAAAAAACCUACGCUGAUCAGUACCUGUCUUAUGACUCACACCACCCUCAACGAGUCAGACGAGUUAAACGCGGUGUUGUCAAGUGCUUAUACAAUCGAUCGAAAAAUAUCAUCACUAAACCAUCGGCUACCUCUGAGGAAAAGAAGCAUUUAA
Molecule: messenger RNA, 1288 nt
Organism: Porites evermanni
Lineage: Eukaryota; Metazoa; Cnidaria; Anthozoa; Scleractinia; Poritidae
Source: the annotation of a GenBank genome assembly